AUGGACCAGUCCAACUCGCCUGAGAAAGGCAAGAAGAAAGCAAAGGAGGACAACGACAAAGCUGACCAAAUGACCUCACCUCAACCUAUCCACCCUAUUUCCUACCAACCCAAAUACAUGACUGUAGGCUCUGGAAUACAGCCUUCACAUGCUACUGCUUUGAUGGAACAGCUGGAGCGAGAUUCAGGAUAUGGAAGUAUGGUUGGAGACAACCAACAAAUUGGUGGCGAGAUGCGCUCGUGGGAGGACCAACUUCUAGUCGACCGUCCCACUCCUGCCCAUACACCUCAGAUCAACGGCCAGCCCGCGCAUAUGUCUGACACCGAGAAGAGAGCUCUUGCAGGCCAUAUCCACCAGCUCUACUACAAUCAAAAUCGUGUUGCGCUGGCAAAAGCCAUUGGCCAGACCGUGGAACUUCUCAAACAACUUCAAGAUAUGAACGCCCAAUGGCCUGCCCAUUACCCUUCAGUUCAGAGAUCCGAAAACGAAACGCGAACGAGCCGACCCUCACUGGCACAGACCCAGUCCACGCGAGACGCCUCCGAGCUCCCCCACGAUCUCGCAUCGAAGAAAUUAGGAAGACCGGGCAGACUCAGAAGAUUUGGGACAUCGAUCGGAGAAGACUCUUCCUCUGCUGAAUCGAGUCAACAAGUACAACACACCGCGACGUCGGAACCUAGACUCAUCACGCCGCAGAUCGCCCAAGAAUUCUCCAUCCUCAAAUUAGAUCUCAAGGUCGGAGCUCUAUCACAGACCGAGCUUGUACAUUCGUUGGAAAAGAAAUCCAUCGCAUCUCUGCUUGACGGUAAAAUUGGGCAAAGUGUCCGCCAUUUACUUGCUUUGCGCGACCGAAUCGAGGAUACCUCUAGCAAGGUUCUGGUGACAGGCGAUCUCAACGCCGGAAAGUCGACCUUCUGCAAUGCACUUCUACGGAGGAAGAUUCUGCCUGAGGACCAGCAACCCUGCACGAGUAUCUUCUGUGAGGUUUUAGACGCCAAGGAGAAUGGUGGUCUUGAGGAAGUUCAUGCUGUACACAAGGAAGCGACCUAUGAUCGAAAUGAUGAGAGCACAUACGAUGUCUUUGCCCUACACGAGCUGGAAAAGAUUGUAGUUGACAAUGACCGCUACAUGCAAUGUAAAGUUUACGUCAAAGAUGUUCGAAGCAUCGACCAAUCACUACUCAACAACGGAGUGGUUGACAUCGCGCUGAUUGAUGCACCAGGCCUCAACUCUGAUUCGGUCAAGACAACGGCGGUAUUUGCCCGGCAGGAGGAGAUUGACGUGGUCGUCUUCGUCGUUUCAGCCGCCAACCAUUUUACCCUUUCUGCAAAAGAAUUCAUAUGGCAAGCUGCCCAUGAGAAAGCCUAUAUUUUCAUGGUAGUGAAUGGUUUCGACAAUAUCCGAGACAAAGAACGGUGUCAAAAACUCAUUCUCGAACAAUUAGGCCACCUUAGCCCUCAGACAUUUAAAGAGGCAAAGGAACUGGUUCACUUCGUGUCCAGCAAUGCCGUUCCCGUGCAGCCGGCAUUGCCAUCGAAUGGCGGCGGCGGUGAUGGGGGCGGCGGGUCUGGGCCGUCUCCACCUGAUGAUGAUGACAACGAUGAUUCAAGUAAAGGCAAAGGCAAGGACAAGGAGAAGAUCCAAGAUUUUGAGAUGCUGGAGAGUGCGCUUCGCAGAUUUGUUCUCGAGAAGAGGGCUCGGUCGAAAUUGGCACCCGCCAAAACAUACUUGAUGAAUUGCUUGGGUGACAUGAACGUGUUGGCCACUGUUAACAGGGAUGUGGCAAGCUCGGAACUAGAUCGAGUGUCCAAAGAGCUUUCUGAGAUUGAACCUGAAUAUGAAGAGCGCACCAAGCAAAGAGGGCUCAUUUCCGAGCAGCUGGAGAAGGACAUGGAUUCUACUGCGACGGAUGUGUAUAAUCACACUCGCUCAACGCUGUCAAGCACGAUAGCCAACGUGGGCAGCGGCGACCUCGGGGUCGAAUAUCCGGGUCUCUUGUCAGCCUUCCAAUACGCUGAAGAUUUGAGGAUAGCAAUGCUCGACCAAAUUUCGGCGGCAGUGACGCAGUGCGAAGCAUAUGGCCGAUCCCAGACGGUCAAGAGCGUUGACAUGGUCAAAUCGCUUGGUCUGUUGCACGUCGGAGACACCUACGAGAAUCUCACAUUCCAGGCUGACAGAAUGUUCCAACGGCGGAGGGAUGCUCUAGUACGAACAGUUGACACUGAUGUAGAGCUCUGGGACUUCUUCGAUGUAGCUGGGCUAUGGGAGCGACAGGAAAAAACGCUCGGAACCGGACUGGCUCUCACAGUGGUUGGAACAGUUGGAUCUCGUGCUGUUGGUGGUAUUGGCUGGGUCGACGGAGCAUUCGGAGCGGCCAAAGUGAUUGGAAGUCGAAGUCUGCGGAGGUUGUUUGUGCCAGGUGUUGUGGCGGCUGCAAUGGUAGCCGUCGCGUACAUUUUGUCGACAAUCCCACAGACACUUCCGCCCCGGCUAGCCUCGAAGCUAUCAGCGACACUUUCUCAGAUGGAUUACACACACAGCAACUCGGCCCGGAUUGCUUCUGAAGUGCGACGAGUACUGCGAUUCCCGGCGCAGAGACUGAGUGGAGAUCUACAAAGCGGUGUCGAGGAACUGAGAAAGAAGAAAGAAGACGUCACGAAGAUCAAGAAAGAGAGCGAGGUUGCGCGAAAAUACUUUGGAAAUCUUGUCAGAGACUCGAGCGAGACGCGGAGACGGGUUUCGGCCAUUGACCUGGAAAGCCCGAUCCCUGGGGCAGCAGCGGCGUAUGUGUCCUGA
This is a messenger RNA of Exophiala aquamarina CBS 119918, 2796 nucleotides long. RefSeq names its product mitofusin. The record is from RefSeq and is a predicted model, not a curated record. The transcript has 2 exons. Gene Ontology annotation, cellular component: mitochondrial outer membrane. Gene Ontology annotation, molecular function: GTP binding; GTPase activity. The coding region runs from base 1 to 2796 and encodes 931 amino acids. Lineage: Eukaryota; Fungi; Ascomycota; Eurotiomycetes; Chaetothyriales; Herpotrichiellaceae. Gene Ontology annotation, biological process: mitochondrial fusion.